AUGCACAUCCAACUCAAACUCACACUCCUCCUGGCAGCCGCCUCGGCGAUGGCCCAGAGCAUCUGCCCGACGGUGACGCGCACCGAGCUGGCCAGCACCUGCACCACACGCCGCUGCAACGCCGACUGCUCUCUGGUCACGACGGUGCAGAACCCCUGCGGCUGUCCGUCGUCGGUCCCGACCGCCACUCUCGUCGCUCCCUGCCAGGCAGACUGCCCCUACAACGGCUGCGCGGUCGAGUUCCGCACCCUGAACCAGCCGUGCCAGCCCACAAGCACCAGCAGUAGCACAUCGACGCGGCGGACAACCACCACCACCACCACCACUACCUGGCGCUGGCGGCCCCCGACUACUACGUCGAAGUCGACCUCGACCACGUCCUCGAGGCCCAUCGUCACCAUCAGCAUCACGCAGCUGCCGACGCAGCCACCGGUCAUGACGCCCUGCCCAACCGUCACGCUCAGGACCCAGCCGGCCGACUGUCCCAUCGUCCGCUGUCCCGUCCCCAACUGCGUCACUCAAUCACAGCUACGACUGCCGUGCGGGUGCUCCCAGCCGCGCACGCUGUUGUCUGUCGAUGGUUGCCAGUCCGACUGUCCUGGGGGCUGUAUGACGCGCACGCAGACGGUGAGCCAGGCUUGUGAAGCGCCCUGA
Pyricularia grisea is the source of this 654-nucleotide messenger RNA. RefSeq lists its product as uncharacterized. The transcript has a single exon. Bases 1 to 654 code for a protein of 217 amino acids. The record is from RefSeq and is a predicted model, not a curated record. Lineage: Eukaryota; Fungi; Ascomycota; Sordariomycetes; Magnaporthales; Pyriculariaceae.